AUGUCCCAUGCCACCUAUAUGAAAAUUCCAGAACCGGAGCGACCGGUAUUAGUUCCACCCUCUAAGAGGGGCCUACUAACAAAUGCUGAUGGGGGGUCCAUCACGUACUACGGGAAAGCGCUGUUUUGGAUGGACUUAGGGCCAUUAAAACUCGAGAAGCCAUUGUUAGUCGCUGACAUUGAAGAUGAAGUGCUGUUAGGGGCAGACAUUUUACAGCGGGACCCUUAUGGCCCAGCGGACAUAUUGCUGUCCCAAAACCGGAUUAUGUUGAAGGGCCAACUAAUCCCCUUGAAGCAAAUUAGAUUACCAAUUACAGCACGACGGGUGCGUGCUGCAGAUCAUUUCAUUAUUCCUGCUAUGUCAGAGGUUAUCAUCCAAGGCCUUGUGGACAGAGCAAACAAAACCAGGAAAAAGGAUGCCUGUUUAUUGAUUGAGGCUAACCCCGUGAUGGUUCAGCAUUGCAAUAUUGCCGUUGCUCCAACACUUGUUGAUGCCACCAAGGAUUGCACUGUCCCAGUAAGAGUAAUGAACCCCUUCGAAGCCCCAGUCUCCAUCAAGCAGGACAUGGUGAUAGGAGUGGCCAGGACAGUUGGGAAGCCAAAAGCGUCUGUGCUUAGGCAUGAGUCUGGUCGCCAUGACAACAAUGAUACUGUAAGACGGAUUCAGAUGUGCCCUAAACCCAGAGUCACUGAUAGAAUCCGAGCUGUAGGAAAGGGCUCUCCUAUUACUCCGGCCCAAGACAUGACAUUACCUAAGUACCUACAGCCAAUGCUAGAUGGCGCCAAGGAGGCUCUAAAAUCACCCCAGGAAGAGACCACACUAAAAGAACUCAUACUGGAGUUCUCUGAUAUCUUUUCCAAGGAUGAUGCCGAUAUAGGAAGGACUCACCUGGUUGAGCAUGAAAUAGAUACUGGGGAUGCUAAACCUUUCAAGCAGGCUCCCAGAAAAGUUCCUAUGGCCUUUGCCGGAGAGGAGUUGAAGUCGCUGAAAAAGAUGCUGAACCAAGGCAUUGUGAGGUAG
Lineus longissimus is the source of this 1020-nucleotide messenger RNA. RefSeq lists its product as uncharacterized. Bases 1 to 1020 code for a protein of 339 amino acids. The transcript has a single exon. Lineage: Eukaryota; Metazoa; Nemertea; Pilidiophora; Heteronemertea; Lineidae. The record is from RefSeq and is a predicted model, not a curated record.